UCGAACCUGUCUCCAACAUCGGCAGCUCGAUCUUUGAGAACAUCAAAGCCUCCAGAUCUUCAGACAUCAAGGAAACCUCCUUCAAUCUUGUGUCGAGAUGGCGACCGUGACUGCCUGCGCAUCGAGCUCCAUCGCGGGCCAAGCGCUCGGAGCUUCCAGCAAUGAAUUGGCGAAGAAGGUGAACGUCGGAGAGGCGCGCGUCACCAUGCGCAAGGGCAGUGCGCCCUCCAGCAUCUGGUACGGUGAGGACCGACCCAAGUACUUGGGCCCAUUCUCCGGUGCCACCCCAUCGUAUUUGACCGGUGAGUUCCCCGGUGACUACGGUUGGGACACCGCCGGACUCUCGGCCGACCCCGAGACCUUCGCCAAGAACCGGGAGCUGGAGGUGAUCCACGCCCGAUGGGCCAUGUUGGGAGCUUUGGGAUGUGUCACCCCCGAGCUGCUGGCCAAGAACGGAGUGAAGUUCGGCGAGGCAGUAUGGUUCAAGGCCGGAUCGCAGAUCUUCUCAGAGGGAGGUCUGGACUACCUCGGCAACUCUGGCCUCGUCCACGCGCAGAGCAUUCUGGCAAUCUGGGCCUGCCAGGUCGUGCUCAUGGGAGCCAUCGAGGGAUACAGAGUAGCAGGAGGACCCUUGGGAGAAGUGAGCGACCCGAUCUACCCCGGAGGCCAAUUUGACCCCCUGAACUUGGCUGAGGACCCAGACACCUUCGCCGAGCUGAAGGUGAAGGAGCUGAAGAACGGAAGACUUGCGAUGUUCUCCAUGUUCGGAUUCUUCGUCCAGGCCAUCGUUACCGGAAAGGGACCCAUCGAGAACUUGUCCGACCACUUGGCUGACCCGACUGUGAACAACGCCUGGGCCUACGCCACCAACUUCACCCCCGGAAAUUAGAUUGUGCUGUUGGGGAUUAUGUAACGGAGAUUAGGAACGGUGUAAAUUAGUUUUCAGUGUAAAUUCUCUUGUGAACAGGUGACCGAAGUUGAAUUUAUAUAUCAUACGAUACUCAGCUUUCAUCUCAAUCUUGAUGUCGCGCAGUCUGAUUUGAAUAUCCGUUGUAGCCAUGGUCGAGCAGUGUUCUGACUGUUCCCCCCGCGAGUGAGAGUUUCAAUUUACAAGAUGCA
Marchantia polymorpha subsp. ruderalis is the source of this 1119-nucleotide messenger RNA. NCBI's taxonomy places the organism in Eukaryota, Viridiplantae, Streptophyta, Marchantiopsida, Marchantiales, Marchantiaceae. The record is from the annotation of a GenBank genome assembly.